This is a messenger RNA of Copidosoma floridanum, 4556 nucleotides long. It is a transcript of the gene Ndf, whose product is annotated as Nucleosome-destabilizing factor. NCBI's taxonomy places the organism in Eukaryota, Metazoa, Arthropoda, Insecta, Hymenoptera, Encyrtidae. Gene Ontology annotation, molecular function: DNA binding; NADP binding; nucleosome binding. The record is from RefSeq and is a predicted model, not a curated record. Gene Ontology annotation, biological process: transcription elongation-coupled chromatin remodeling. Gene Ontology annotation, cellular component: chromatin.
UGCAUGCAGUUGUGUGUUAAAAGUCACGUGUGAUAGUAGUGCCGAUCAAGUGUUUUAUUAGUAAAAAUUUGUUGGUUAAUCGACCAUUGGCCGAUAAAUCGAGGCUCUAACGGACUCGGCGUUGUUUUUCCGAGUGAUUGAAUCCAUCAGUGGGCGAAGCUUGUGCAAAGCCGAACUCGAUUUCGUGAGUGUUCUGUAAGGAAGUUCCCGGAGAGACGUAAACAAAUGUGCUGAUGUAAAACCGACCAUAAGACUAGUGGGUAGCGGGCAAGAGUAUCCCGACGCGUCGGACGUAGCGUAUUUGGUUCAAGACUAAUCAGCAAGACGCCGAUAACCUGUCAAACCGACUGCUUAUCGCAGUAUCAUCGUCGUCGUCGUGGUAAUCAUCACGGAGACAUCGAAUCCGGCAUUUGGUCAAGAGAGAUAGGAAAGGGAGGAAAAAAAAUAUCAUCAUCGUUGUUGUCCAUUGCGUGAGUCGCCUUAACCUCCUCCAAGUUGCAACUCGACUAACCUAGUAUAUUAGGACCAAAAGAAGAGGAGGAGGAGGACUGAACUCCAGGAAGGCGUCGUGAGGCCGACCAGCGCAGUCUCCAUAAAGGCAUAAGCGCAGACGAGAGCUACACAACGUAGCCGACGCGCAUGCAGACAUCUCUCUUUAUCACGCGGGAGGUUUUGGUAGAGUGGUACGUGUACAACAUUAGGUAAACUAAAAUAAGCGAGGAUGCCCGAGGCAGCCGCUGCCAGUUCAGUCGCUUGUCGCUCGCCGACCGAGACGGAGCCAACGAGUGCCUCGAAUUCUGAAGCUCCCGCCGAGCAACAGCCGCCACCAGAACCAUUACCAGAGCAACAACAACAGCUGAAGGAAAAACAACAAGAGGAGGUAGAGGAAGAGGACGAAGAAGAACAGCAAAAACAACAGCCGAAAGAAAAAAAAGUUAAGCCAGUGCAAUCGGAAGAAGAAGAAGAAGAGGAGGAGGAGGAAGAGGAGGAGGAGGAAGCAGAAGAGGAGGAGGAGGAGGAGGUAGAGGUACCCGUGAAAAAACCACGGAUUGCGGUAGCUGAAAAGCCACAGGGAAAGAAACAGCGAGCAGCCGCUAGCCCAGUGACCACUACCUCGGCCAGGAACAGCCCGCGUCCCUCGCCGGCAUCCCGUGCUAGUAUGUCCACCGAUCCCGCCUACAAGCUCGGCGAUCUCGUCUGGGCGAAGAUGAAAGGGUUUUCACCGUGGCCUGGCAGGAUAUCCAAACCACUGAGAGAUAUGAAAAGGCCAGCUUCUAGCUUCAAUAAGAAGGUUCCAAUUCAUUGUAUAUAUUUUUUUGGAACAAAUAACUUUGGCUGGAUUGAUGAAAAUAAUAUCAAAUCUUAUCAUGAGCAUAAAGACACAUGCACGAAAUUGUCCAAAAAUGCACAGUUUAAAGAAGCUUGUCAAGAGAUCGAAGAUUUUAUUACCAAAGGAGAGGUGUUUGAAGAUGGACCUGAUUCGGAUACCCUAUUUGACAAGUUAAAAGAGGAGACCAAUACUUCUAUUGGAAAGAAAACUCCAAAGAUUAAACCAAAAAAAUUAAAAACAUUCGUGACUUUGCAGGAAACUCCAAAAAUGAAAAGAGAAAGUAAUGCCGGAAGCAGCGAUCGUCGUUCAGCCAAAAAGCAAAGAACGGAUUCAAACGCAAGUAGUAGUAGUAACAGGCUUAGCAGUAUAAGUCCUACUUUGAAUCAUUCGACACCAAUGAGAAAGGGUGGCUCUCUCUUAGACAGACCUGCAAAUAUUAGCAGACCUGAAACACCACCUCUUGACGUGGAAACUCUUUCCCAAACACUGAAAGACAAAAACAUCCGUGCCUCAAACUUGAAAUUUGGAUUUCUUGGACUUGGUAUCAUGGGCAGUGGAAUCGUGAAAAAUCUCCUUAACAGUGGACACAAAGUAAUUGUAUGGAACAGGACGCAAGAAAAGUGCGUGGACUUUGUAAAAGCCGGUGCCGAACAAGGCCUCACGCCGUCUGACGUUGUCCUCGUGGCCGACAUCACGUUCUCAUGCGUCGCAGAUCCUCAGGCUGCCAAAGAGAUGGUGUUUGGCAACUGUGGUGUAUUAACGGAGAUAUCCACUGGCAAGGGUUACAUCGAAAUGACUGGGAUCGACGCCGAGACGUCGCACGACAUCGCCGAGGCCAUCACGGCCAAGGGUGCGCGCUACCUCGAGGCCCAAGUCCAAGGCAGCAAAGUGCAAGCAGAGGAAGGUAGCCUUGUGAUCCUCGCGGCUGGCGAUCGCGAGUUGUUUGACGAUUGCAAGAGCUGCUUUGGCGCGAUGGGCAAGAACAGCUUUUUCCUGGGCGAGGUUGGCAACGCCUCCAAGAUGAACCUAGUGUUACAAUUGAUGGCUGGGGUGACGCUGGCUGGGCUGGCCGAAAGCAUGGCUCUCGCUGAUCGAGCAGGAUUGCAGCAAAAGGACGUGCUAGAGAUACUUGAGCUUACGUCGCUCGCUUGUCCAGCGAUACUGGAAAAGGGCAGAGUGAUAGUCGAGGGCGGCUUCCAAACACAUCAGCCGCUUCAGCACAUGCAGAAAGAUCUGCGUCUGUCGCUAAGUAUGAGCGAUCAAUUGGAGCAGCCCAUACCAUUGGCAGCAGCUGCCAAUGAGAUCUACAAGCAUGCGAGACGUCUCGGUUAUGGUGAGCAUGACGCCUCGGCCGUUUAUAUUCGUGCCAGGUUUUAGUCGACAGAAUAAGCUGUAUGACAGAUAAACAUGCAAAAAACACCACAGCCGAUCAAGAACAAAUAAGGUACAAGAAGGGCUUUCGAGAUACCACCCGCCUUCUUGAAGAUGAUUGCAAUACUACUUAUCAGCUGUGUAAAAGAGACCCUGGUGUAUACAAUUUUUAUCCCCAGGGAAACAUAAUUAGAUGAGGAUAGUGUAAGAGAUAGAGAAAGAAAAGUGUGCUAAGACAGGGGUAGAAAAAGUAAUUAAAUAAACUGUAAAUUUUCUGGAUGGUCUUCGUGUACGAGAGUAAGGUAUGGUGUAUUGAUUGUGAAGAGAUGUUGUUUUGCGAGUAUUCGUAUAAUUUUGUAAAUAAUUUGAUGGAUAAACCAUUGAAUUAUGAAGUUUAUUUCUCCAAGGCAAAGAUUGUUAUCACGAGUGAACACGAGAAUUUACAGUUGACAAUGAUUUAAAAUUUUUUCUUAACCCUUUUUAGAGUUUAUCAUUAUCAUUAAAUAUAAAAAGCACAGUCAUAAAUUCUUUCAAGGAAUUUGUCUGAAAAAAAUUGUAAUACAUGUAAGUACGUUCACAAAGAAAGAAAAUGCGGGUGGCAUUUUAUUACUCUAAUUUAAAUUAAAAUGAAAUAAAUGAGUAAUUUUUUAUAGUGUCAAAAAAAUCUAUUCGAACGCCUUAUUUUUUUUUUUCAUUUAUAAAUACAGAUAUAUAUGAUUAUCGUUAGUGACUGAGAGAAAACAAAUAGAAACACUCGACUUGUUUUAUUUAAAUUGAAUUUCGUAUUUUUGAAAGUAUAGGUUCAUUGCAAUACAUUAGCACAUUUAUAUAGCAUGUAAUUAAGGAGAUUUUUAUAAUUUUAAAGAAAUUUUUCCUUUUCCUUGCAUGCUGUCAUUACUUUUAUGGACUAAUUCAUAGCAAAUUCUCUUUCAUGUACUUCAUUUUACUCACGUCGAUCAGGUGUCGUAAAUCUUACGUUAGUGGAUCUCAACGAAAUGAAUCAGAUACACGUAAUUAUUUUCGUAAAAAAGUAUUACAAAAAAAAUGACUCGUUGGGUUUGAUUAGCUGAUAAAUGUAAUAUCCAUCAUCAUCUGCUGCAUAGUAAACUAUUAAGUUUAAGUGCCUUAAUAAAUAUCUAGGAAAAAGAUUUUUCAUAAAUUGGUAUUUACUUUACCAUCCAUGCCUUUUUCCUUAUUUUAAUCAACCAUUGAUAAAACAUGUAUCAAAAGCCAAAGGCACAAAUAAAACUUUAAAUCAUGUGAGAGAACGUUAUGUGUUUUAAUUUUUAUCACUUUAUUGAACCUAUCGCUUUACUCGAAAUUAUCUAAACACAAGAUACAACCGACGAGUCAAAUGAACAUCAUGAAAUACGAUAGCAUGUGUAUGGAACCAUCAGAAAUUCGAAACGUCAUAUCGUUAAUUGUAUAUUCGCAUAAGGUCACAGUUAAGCUACUUGAUGCAAAUUUUAACAUACAUUUUUUUUUAUAACCAUUUUUAUACAUCCUAUGAGUUUUAUUAAAUUAGUGAACUACACCAAAAUCAUAUUGAAAAACGUAUGUUUAUGAGAAAAUAUUUUAAAACACUGACUUCUAUAUUAUAGUUCAGAAAAAUUUAUACAUUACACAAUUCAUUUUACUAUUUUAAAAAUGAAAGUGAAUUUUUGUUACCUGACGAUUCUAAUUAAGGUUUCGUUAAAGUUUUUUACACCAUCAAAAUUAUCACAGAGAUUCUUUAGUUAUUAAAGCGAUAAACUUUUUUUUUUAACUUCAACUACAGCUUAUAAAAAUAAAUAUUCUGAGAUCGAAAUAAGCUCAAAUGAAGUUGGAAUAUAUUAUUAAAGAAAGAGCGUGAAAA